This is a messenger RNA of Pipra filicauda (Wire-tailed manakin), 1345 nucleotides long. RefSeq names its product antioxidant 1 copper chaperone (gene ATOX1). Bases 858 to 1121 code for a protein of 87 amino acids. Gene Ontology annotation, cellular component: cytosol. The transcript is spliced from 6 exons. Gene Ontology annotation, biological process: copper ion transport. Gene Ontology annotation, molecular function: metal ion binding; copper chaperone activity. Lineage: Eukaryota; Metazoa; Chordata; Aves; Passeriformes; Pipridae. The record is from RefSeq and is a predicted model, not a curated record.
ACCAAACAAACAAAAAAAACAAAGCAGCAAAGCACCCCAAAGCAGGCACACCUUCAGGGACCAGCAUCCUGCCUCUCAACCUACUCUGAAGUUAGAGACUCCCCCCAAACCUCCCUCGUUUAAUAUCCAGUCUACCAGAACUCUCCUAAGCCAAUUAAGCCCCCACACCUUCAAAGUCAAGGGAGGAAGGAGCUUUCUGAAGCAGCCCGGCCCCACCUCAUGGCUCUUCCCACCUCCCUCUGUCCCUGCGCUGAUGCUUCGCCUGGGAGCGGGCAGAGCACCAUAGCGGGGUGCACAUGGAUCGGCUAUGACCCAAACCCCCCCACAGCUUUCUCCUUAACCCUCUCCUGGCUCCUCGCGCCUCCCGAUGGCCUCAGCCCCGGAGCGGGCACGGACCGCCCCUUCCUCCGCGUCGCGGCCGCCGCCGGGAUCCGGGAUCCGGGAUCUCCGCCAUGCCGGAAAGCAAAAAGCACGUGCGAGAGAAGGAAAUUAGGACCCGUCUGGUGCCAAAGGUUGAAGGCAAAUGAUUAGUUACAGCCAAGCACGUUUGUGUUGACCCAGUGUCUCUCACAGAGGCCUUGUAGACACAAGAAGAAUAAGGGUGAGGAAGCAAUGCAAACCUCGCAGACUAAGGACAGUGAGUAGUUGGAGGCAGGAGAUUUGCUUCUCCUGGGCUCCCCUGGGCAAGUGGAGUGAAUCCAGCAGAGGCCACAGAGAUGGCAACCUGUGCUGACCCUGGAGGUAGCCAGCCAGACAGUCUCCAAAGUUCCCUCAGGAUUAUGCUGUGAGGGACAGCGCAAGGACACCCUAAGGAGGAGUAUCAAGAGCUCUCUGUUCCCUGUGGAUCCCUUAGUGGCAUGUGUGGACCUUUUGGCUGGGGAGGCUUUGAACCCACCUCCUCAAGGGAAAAGAAACACGAGUUCUUUGUGGACAUGACCUGCGAAGGCUGCUCCAAGGCGGUCACCCGUGUCCUGGACAGGCUGGGAGGUGUCCAGUUUGAUAUUGACCUGCCCAACAAGAAGGUGUUCAUCGACUCGGAGCACAACGUUGACACCCUGUUGGAAACCCUGAAGAAGACUGGAAAGAACACUUCCUACCUCGGGGAGAAGUCUGCACAGUAGCCUUGCCUGGUGUGAGGAGGAACUCAAACAUGGCUUCAGCAAAAAGAUGGCUUAACUGUUUGCAUGUCUCCCAGCUUGCUGUGUCAUUUGACCUGUGCCAGAUGUCAUAAAGCAGAAGGCUGGCAGGAGGAGACAGCUGCAUCUUGGGCUUUAGAAAUCCAGAGGAGGAGGUUAUGUUUUGUUUCUAGUCCCACAGUAAAUCGAGGCGCUGCUUUUAACUUUCA